This is a messenger RNA of Anopheles bellator, 15645 nucleotides long. RefSeq names its product probable E3 ubiquitin-protein ligase HERC2 (gene HERC2). Gene Ontology annotation, molecular function: metal ion binding; ubiquitin-protein transferase activity. Gene Ontology annotation, biological process: protein ubiquitination. NCBI's taxonomy places the organism in Eukaryota, Metazoa, Arthropoda, Insecta, Diptera, Culicidae. Bases 1 to 15645 code for a protein of 5214 amino acids. The transcript is spliced from 11 exons. The record is from RefSeq and is a predicted model, not a curated record.
AUGCACACAACGGGUGCGUCGGCGGCAGGGCCACCACCAGUGACGGGGGCACCGGUGGCACCAACAGCGGGGGCAGCUAGUGAUGUGUUUUUCCGAGCGCUGCCCUUUCUGGACGAGAAAUGGAUCAAGGCGGACGUUGGCAGCGCACUGCGAAGUGCGGAAGAUUUGGCAAACUUGUGGAACCACCUGAUCCAGGAUGAAGAAAUUAGCACCGUGCGGUGGGUUACGGCGACCAACACCAACGGUGAUGUGGCCUACCAGCGCCCGGAUGGACGGUACUACUGCGGGGCAACCAACCUGAACUGCUCCUGCUGCAAAGGGUUUUGUGGGCCCAGCUCCGAGUGCAUCUGUACAGCGUGUCAGUCGCUAGAGCUGGAUGCGGACACUUCCGGAAUGAUGGUUGCCAACGGCAACGGGAGCAGUGGAUCGGCGAGAAAGUUCCACGCACAAAGUCCCGUCAAUCCAUCGUCGCUGACGUCCAGUCCGAGCUCGGUUCUGCUAGACUCGUGGCUGUGGAGUCCUGUCCCUGGCGUGGAAGAGAAGCGAGCCUGCAUCGGCAAACUGCUGGCGGAACAAAGAGAAAUAUGUCUGCAGGCGGCCGGUAACUGCCUCACGGCCAACCGAACUCGUCAGCUACUGUACGUAUACCGGAGGUACUUCGUGGCCCUGCAACGCUGCAAACCGGAUGAAAGGGCGGAAGAAAGGCAGCAUUCCUUGGAGCUGGUCACGAGCGACUGUGAUGCCGCAAGACUACUGAGUAAAAACUCUAGCCUCGAUCGGGGUGGUCCGGUGGGUGCUGGUCCGGGGAAGGACUGCGACAAGGCCACGUUCGGUCUGGCUCGCGUUGGUACGCGGGCAGCACUAAACUUUUCGUUCGCCUUUCUGCGCCGUGCCUGGCGCUCGGGUGAGGACGUGGAACUGUGCAGCGAGCUGCUCCUGGAGGCACUGGAAGCGCUGCAAACCCUACCGGAAGCAUCCCUGUUCGAUACGUCACACAUGUCAACGCUGUGGAUUGAGGUGGUGGAGAAGUCGAUCAAAUUUCUGCGCCAGGUUGUGCUCGGUGACGUCAUGGGCGGUCGUUGCCUGGUGCCGAAGGCCGACCGGCACAUUGCGCUCAAUCUGCUGCUCGAACUCGGCGCCCAGAAGGGUACGCUCGGUGGCUCGCUGGAGGGUGUUUCGCUGCUACUGACGCUCCACGAGAAAGACCAACAAUCGGAAGACAAUCGCAGUCCCCCGCAGAACACGGGCGCUCCCCUUGUGCCCCUUUUGCGACGCUACGAACAGAUUGACAGCUUCGGUGCGUUCAACUCAUCCGAUUCGUUCCAGUUCGGGCCGACCGAAUCAUUUCUGCGGUUCCUCACGCUGCCGGAUAACGACACCACCACCGUCGACUUGCGCCAGGCGGCCGUCAUCAUCGUGAGUCACCUGGACCGCCUCGCCAAGCCACAUCUGCCCGCCGGGAAUUGCUCGACGAAGGUCGCCAAAUCGAAUGCACAGAAAAUGUUCACCCUCGGCUGGAGCGCCUGCUCACCGGAACUGUACGGAUUUACGGCUACCGAACCGGCCACGACUACCACCACCUAUUCCGGUGAUCUGAUUGCCGGCUCCACUCCAUCGCGCUACUCCACGGCCACCAUCGACCUACCGGCCGGAGUGCAGGUCCGGCAGGUGGUUGGCACCGAGAACUGCAUCUACAUCCUAACCGGCAGUGGCCAGGUGUUGUCACUGCCUGCCUCACACACUACCUGCGGCUCAGCAACGCCGGACAGUAGCGCCGGACAGCCCAAACCGGUCGAAGGCAUCGAGUGCGCCAACAUCGUGCAACUGGCAGCUCAUUGCGAAGGUCGCCACGUGCUGGCCCUGACGGCCACCGGUGACGUGUUCUCGUGGGGUGCUGGCGACGGAGGUCGCCUUGGCCACGGUGAUACGAGCGCAAAAGAGUUACCGACUCGGAUUGUAGCCCUCUCCGAGCGGCAGGUCACGGGCGUGUUUGCUGGCGCAUCGUACAGUGCGGCCGUAACGAGCACCGGAGAACUGUACACCUGGGGCCGGGGGACGUACGGGCGACUGGGGCACGGUAACUCGGAGGACAAACACUUGCCGACGCUCGUGCAAGCGCUCAAGCAGCACCGCGUAGUGCACGUGGCGCUGGGAUGCGGUGACGCACACUCCCUGUGCGUGACCGAUGCCGGAACCGUGUUCGCGUGGGGUGACGGAGACUUUGGAAAGUUGGGCAAUGGUUCCAGCAACGGAUCGCCGGUUCCGAUCGCGAUCGAGCUGGCCCCCGAAGGUAGCCCGCCGGCCGUGAAGGUAUACUCCGGUUCGCACUUCAGCGUCGCACUCGGUCGCGACGGGACGGUGUACAGCUGGGGCAAAGGUCACGGUGGACGGCUGGGUCAUGGUCACUCGGAGCACACGGCAACACCGAAGGCUAUCGAAGCGCUCGAGGGCAAAAAAAUUGUCGAUCUGGCCGUAGGCUUGGCCCACUGUCUGGCGCUGAGUGCCGCGGGCGAACUGUACGGUUGGGGUCGAAACGAUUUCCAGCAAAUCUGUCCCGCUUGUGUGACGCGCGAUCCGAUCGUCCCGACACCGAUACUGACCACGCCGCCGACACUGCGCAUUGCCGGUAUGGCAGCGGGCGCCGCUCAGAGCAUCGUCUGGUGCCACUCGUCCACCCUCGGCAUCCCGUCGAAGAUUCCGUUUGUCGUAGACCUGAGUGAGCACACGUUCCGCCUGCUCGAUCAGCUACUGUGCGUGGUUUGCGGUGGUUCGCAGACCCUGGGGACUAACGAUGGCGCGCGUCAUCCGCCGAGUCAGGAAGCGGAGUGCAUUGCUGUUGCUUCGCUGAACCUUCUCCGGCUGCAGCUACACGCCAUGAUCGUGAACAAUGUGCAACCGCGUCAAGUCGGAUUGGUGGAGGGCUCCCGCCUGUUGGCCAGCCUGAAAACGCGCAUUCUCGGCCUUGCCGGUGGUCCGGUGGUGCUGAAAACGAUGCAGGAAGCAGCCCAGUGGACCCUGCAGGUUGGCUGGAGCAUCAUUCUGCCCACGGCUUCGGAACGAGCGCAAACUCUCACUUCGCUGCUACCAUCUUCCGGCCACGAAGGCACGGCACCGACCGCCGGUGCUGCGACAAGCGCCGGCCAUCGGUUCAUGACGGAUCUGCUCGUCGGUUCACUGAUGGCCGAAGGUGGUCUCCAGACGGCCCUCAAUCAGGCCAUCAAUCAUCACCAGAACCACCAACAGCGACCGCUGGACGCGACCGGUAGCGGUGGUGGAACCACCACCCAUCUGUCGCUGUUGCAUCUGCUCAAGCAGCUACUUCGGAACAAUUCCAGCCUAACGCAGGCUCGACUCGGUCAACUCAUGCUCGGCCCAUACCUAAAGGUCGACGAAGGCUUCACAUCGCCCGAGCCUCCGUCACCCAGCUUGGAUCUGCUGCACAAGUUUCAGCGUUUGCUGCUGUCCUAUCUGUACGCCUCGCAGGCCGACGAUCUGGGCGGUGCCGAGGCCCUGCUCUACACGUACAUCCAACAGCUGGUCGGUCCGUGCGUCGCGACGCUUGGCCGAGCGUACGAAACGAUCCUACAGGGCAAGGACGGUGUGGCGGAUAUCCUUGCCAGCGACAUCUCCGAUGCGCUGCUCCACGAGCUCAUCAUCGGGCUGGUGUUGAUCCUGCAGGACAAACCGUUGUUGUUGGCCAAUUUUGACUGGAAUCGGCACCUGAUUCCGCUGCUGAGCGCACUGGACGGGUUCAAUCGGUUGACGGCGGACGGUGAGCAGCAGGACACGGACGAUAUGGGCUGGCCGGGCAUUAUCUGCCGCGGAGCGGCCAAACCGCUGCCAGCGCAGGAGGAAACCGUGCUCAUCCGGCGAAGCGACAUCGACAAUCAUCUGCGCGACGGUGGCCACUGGGUGAUUAUCCACGGGAACGUGUACGACGUGAAGGACUAUCAAGCGGACAGCGCACCGACGGCCGAACUGCUGCAGUGCAGUGGUGGCAAGGAUAUAUCGCUGGAAAUCGGCAACCCGCAGCACCGGGCCGCGUUCGAGUUUAUCUCCUCGUAUCUGCGUGUCGGCCGCUAUGCCGUUACGGAGCUGAGCGAUGGUGCGGCCAGUCCCCGCCCUAUGGUCACGCUGACCCACUUUCACACUGAGUGUCUGCUGGCGUACCUGUUGGGUUUGCGGGCGGCCAUCCUGCAGGUCGGCUCACGGUUGCAGCCGGCCGAACUGCAGUGCCACAACCGGCUCAACUCGAACGUGCUGAGCGGUGGCCUGCAGGUGUUGCAACCGACGAAUCCGUUCGACGAAGAAAAGGGGGAAGCGCGCAGCAGUGGCUCUACGGCCGGCAGUACGCCAACCGAUGCUUCCACGCAGCUCCCGAUCGGCCACACGUGCGGUGACGUGCCGAUGGUUGCCAACUGGCCCCUGAUGCUAAUUUCGCAGCGCAUCGAUACGCUGCUGGCGAACCUGGGCGAGGGCAAGGUCACUGAUCCACUCGUCCUGGCCUGGCUGGCGGUCUGCGAACGGUACUGCAAGGAGAAUCAUCUCAUCUGGCACCAGGAAUUUCCUCCCGAGCAUCCUGUCGUGGAGCUGGAACGGCUGCUCAUGGCCGUACUGGUUCGCCACCAGGCGCUCGGCCAACUCGCGCUGGCCGUCGUCGAUCGCGAGCUGAGCGGGAUCGGAUCAAAACCACCACCACCGGCGGUGGUAACCAUCAUCCGUACGGUACACCAGACCAAGUGGGCAAUAGUGAAGAUGCGCCAGCAGCUGAAUCGCAGCUACAAGGAAGUGUGUGCCCCGAUGAUCGACAAGUGUCGCUUCCUGCUGUACGAAGUUCGCCCCGCCAUCAGUCUCGAACAGCACGGGUUGGCUCGGCUGCACGUGCUGCACCGCUUGCCCCGCUUCAAGGGUCUGGUGCGCCGCAUAAUCCGCGAUCUGCGAACCGCCAAGCGGCAGCUGCGGCUCGCGUGCGCCGCCAAACCCGAGGACAUCGUUAACGUGACCAUCCAGAGCCAGCAGCUGCUGACCGGAUCGCUCAAAAUCCAAUCGCAGGAGAAUCUCAGCAAUAGCCUCAAGCAUCUUCACCACGGCGGUUCCGGUGGCGGCACCGGCGGCGCACUGUCGACCGAAAAUCUAGUCAACGAAGGGCUGAUCAAAGUAGCGAGUCUAGAGAGUCUCAGCUCAGCAGGCCACCAACACCACCACCACGUCGCUACACCACGUUCGGUGGAUCGAUCGGGGUCGCCAGUGAUUUUGCUUAGCAACAACACAGCGGCACUAACAAAGCAGCCUACGGGUGAAGUGGAAAAUGCGUUACUCAACGGUUCCGAUGGUGGUGUAGCGGUUGAAGCAGACAGUGGCCGCGAUCCGGUGACGACGAUGACCGGUGGUGGUGAGUUCCCCCCGAUCGGCACAGCUCCACCGCCAGCGCCGACGGUCGAUGGGAGUGCGAAGAAAACCAUUUCCUUCACCCACGAGCACGAAGAGCAGAUUAAAACGCCAACGAACGAAAUAAUCGAGUUCGGUGCACCGGGAACCGUUCCGAAGAAGGGGAACGAUGGCCACUCACAGGAUGCCGCAGGUGACGGUGCCGGUGCCGGGGGCGGCAUCGACGGUGAGUUUAUCAAUAGUGUGAUUACAAAUUUGAGUGAAAAGUGUCUGCUGGCGUCGUACCCGGCCGAGUUUAAGCAAGACAUCAGCCAGCAGAUCGUGGACUUUAUUCUGCACGAUCAGUGCGACGUGGAAACGUUGCGUCGCGCCAUGUACUGCCAGAUACAGCGCUACCAGCUCCGCAAGCAGGGUCUCGAGAUGUUGGACGAGCUGCUCCGCAUCAAUGGACUGUUCGAUGCGGUGCAGUACAGCCUGUUUAACGGGUUCCUCGGUCUGCACAUGGGUGGCAUGGGUUUCGCCGAGUUGACGGCGGACUCUCCGAUGGGCGGCGGAGGAGGGCGAGCUGAAUAUUGGCAGCAGCAGGGAGCGGGACACGUGCUGGACAAUCUCAACAUGAUCACUGCCUACCAGAAGGCGGAUAUUCUAAUCGCCCAGUCCAAGAUUAUCGAGUGGUCAGUGGGCGAGCUGCAAAAGUACGUGAACCAAGACCGGAUCAACGGGCGACACAGGACACACGGAGAGAAGGACACUUCCAAUCUCGGCACGUACGUCUUUCUGAAGAAGCUGCCCCGCGCCCGGUUCCUGCUGAGCAUCUUCGGCAUUCUGUCGCGCAAGUACGAGGCCAACGAGCUCAGUCUGUUGAUCAACGCCGGUAUUCUCGGCAGCAUUAUGGGGCUGCUGCGCCAAACCGGCACCGAUAUGCCGAGCAGCAAGAACACUUCCGACACCUCGGUCAUCUACGAGGAUGUCGUUACGAAUCUCAAAUCUUCGAAGGAAGUGCUGUCUGGACCGGAGCUUUCGAAGUUUAUGAAAAUCGGCACCAGAAUAGCGCGUGGCGCCGACUGGAAGUGGGGCGAACAGGAUGGCCCCGGUGGCGAAGGGCGCAUCAUCGGUGAAAUCGGUGAAGAUGGCUGGGUUCGCGUUGAAUGGGACAAUGGCUCUACCAACUCGUACCGCAUGGGCAAGGAAGGAAAGUACGAUUUGCGCCUGGCCGACAGUGCGCUUAAGGCACUCUCGCCGGACAAGGACAGCGAGCGGGAGGACUUUAGUGAGCAGCAGACGGGAAACGAAUCACACCCAACGAAACUGCUGCGCAACGUGUGCGUCAAAACGCUCCAGAUGCUGUUUGCUUCCGUGGGGCUGCACGCGGAAAAAAUGGAGCGAAACGCGCUCCGUGGAGUCGCCUCCAUGUUCCGCACAAUGUUGCAACCGAUGUCAAUCGAUAGCCGCUCGAGCUGCCCUUCCACGGUACCGACACUCCCUCCGUACAGCUUCGGAUUGGAACAGUGGACGGUGUUGGGCUUCCUGCGAGCCAUUUCGUCCUCGCCCGCGCUCUCCCGCCAGCUAACGACCCCGAUCUGGAUCGAGCUGGUGUUUGGCAUCCUCAAUGCACCGAUCGCCAACAAGAAGGAUGUUUACAAGAAGCUACACUGCUUACGGCUCCUGCAGAGCACACUCGUGAAUUGGACGCACGAAGAGCGGUCACGAACCGAGCCGGUCGUUGAGCAGCUGUUUGACGUGCUGGGGCGCAUCUCGCUGACGUGUCCGAACGAUACGUCCCUGCUGGCCGGUGGUCUGUCCCCGGCCGACGCCAAAUCGCGAGUACUGUACAGCGCAUCGCACAGUGGCACGGUGGCCGAAGAGCUGGUACUGUUGGUUCGCAAGCUCCACACGCUGGCCCUCUGGAACGAGACGAUCAAUUCGUUCAUCCAGCAGAAACUGUGCCUGACGGCCGAAGUGCUGCUGGCGAAUGAGAUGGAGUGCGCCAUCGUGACGGAGGUCGACAAGCGGGCCAUCAUGGGUACGCUCGGUACGAUCGGGGGUUGCGAUUCGCGGCCUCGCAUCGGCCUGAAUCUAACACUGGACGGGGUGCGUGGCACGAUAUCGCGCCUCACGAAAAAGGGCAAGGUGGUGAUGAACGUGCACUCGGGGGCCGAAACGAAAAAGAUCCCCAUCUUCAAGGUGGCCGAGUGUGCGGACGUCGGAGCAUUCAGUUUGUCACGGGUCCCCAUCAACGAGAUGCUGCUCAACUCGUGCGCCGUCCUCUUCUACGGUGUCGGGCAGCUCGCCCCGUACGCUGGCGGAUCGCUCGUCGGCACUGCGGUAGCGGUGUCCAUGCUACAGAAUCAACAGAUCCAUUUCGCAGCCCUGAAGGCUACCAAGGUGCUGUUCCGGAACCAGAACCUCCUGCGGCGCAUUCUACGUCAACGAUCGCCCGGUCUCGGGAGGAGCGUUUCACGCGAAAGCGUUUCCUCCGAGCGCGAUCCGGACAGCCCGGAUCCGGAUGGUAAGGGGCAUCGCAGUAGCGAAUCGAACACUUCGGAUGAAUCGCAACCGUACUACGCGGCCGAACUGCUCAUACAAACCAUUCUGCUACGCGCGACACAGCCGAGUCCGCUGAAGGCUUGCUACACGUACCAGGAGAUGGAGCUGGCGGCGCUCAACAUUUCCCAGAUGCUGGCCAGUCACGUCCACAGCAGCACCACCGCAGUCCAGGAGGCAACGGCGGUAAACGCUGGCGGGGCCACCAAUUCCCGGCGUUCAACUUGUGCACUGGGAGGCGCUCAACCGACCAUGAUCCACGGUGUGCCGGUUUACAAUAACAACGAUUCGCCGUCACUCACGAGCGAUCUUCCGGGGACACCCGGAGGUGGUGGACGGCGGACCAACAACAACUCAUCGUCGUCGGGCUUCGUCGCACCAACUCCGCUCGUGUCGCAAAUCAUGGAGAUGGGUUUCACGCGCAAAUCGGUCGAGGUGGCGUUCAAAAGCCUAAUGCAGCAGAACGAGCAUGGCUGCCCGACGGCCGAACAGGUUGUCCAGUGGAUCCUGGAACACCCGGACGUGACGGCUAGCCUGGGACUGUCGGAGAAGUGCACCGAACACGAUCACCACGAUCGCACCGUGCACAGUGACACCGAGAGCGUCAGCUCGGACACGAUGGAGGGCUCGUCGCAGCAGGACUGCGCCACCGGAUUGGCCAGCGCCACCGCUGGUACGCAGUACAAGUUUCGGGAGGACUUUAAAUCGGCCGACCUGUACGCCAUGUACGUGCGGGGCCUCGUAUGUCCCGGCAUGUUGGUGCGCUGCUGCCAGGACUUUGAGGAAAUUCGCAAAGGUGACCUCGGGACGGUGCUAAAGGUGGAACCGGAAAGUCUGCACGACCUGAACGUGCGCGUCGACUGGCAGAUGCACAACCGGCCGUACUGGAUGUGCUUCGUGCACCUGGAGCUGCUCGAACCACCGGCCCCGACCCCGGAUGGGGCACCCGGGUGUGACAUUAUGAUCGGGGCCCACGUGCGUAUACUGCGAUCGGACACGCAAAACUACCUAAGUCGCUUCUCGUCCGUGCCCCUGGGAGCAACCGGGGUGGUAAAGUCGCUGAUCGGUUCGGAAGCGACCGUCGAGUUCCCGCAGCAAACGAUGUGGACGGGCAGCGUCAGCGAACUGGUGCUACUUUCGAACCCAACCAACAGCUACGGUUCCGUGGGUCCGGCCGGGGCCCUUUCGUUCGGUGGUGGUGCGUUCGAUAUCAUCGACGAUUGGUCGCGCUGCAUCCGGUCGCUGGCGGUUUCGUCGAACGAAGCGUCGGCCAAGUAUCUGCUCGAUCGCAGCGCCAACAGUUACUGGCAAAGUGCCAGCAGUUCGCCCCAGAGCAAGCACUGGAUACGGCUCGAGAUGCACGAUCAGGUGCUGAUCCAGUCGCUCACGAUGCACGUCGACCCGGACGAUUUCUCGCACAUGCCCUCGCUGGUGGUGAUCCGGGUUGGUGACUCGAUCGCGACGCUCAAGGAGAAGUGCUACGUGCUGAUCAACCCCACGGACGUCGCGGUGCCCCUGAUGGCGGACUGCCGCCAGUACUACGCGUUCAUCGAGAUUUUCAUCAAACAGUGCCGCAACAAUGGCAUCCAGUGCAAGGUGCACGGGCUUUCGAUCGUGGGCAAACGCCGCCAGACAGACCUGGAGAUGACGCUGCAGAGUGCGGGCUUUAUGGCGUCGGAAAACGAACCGAUUGCUGAACCGAGCUACUCGACGUCCUCGAACUACACCGACGAGCCAGCGCUGAACGAACUGUCGUCCAAGGUGCUGGUGUGGGGCCUGAAUGAUAAGGAGCAACUGGGCGGACUGAAGGGCUCCAAGGUGAAGCUUCCGACGUACUCGUCCGUGUUGAGCCAACUGAAGCCGAUCCACAUUGCGGGCGGCUCGAAGUCGCUGUUCAUCGUGUCGCAGGACGGGAAGCUGUACGCGUGCGGCGAGGGCACCAAUGGGCGGCUAGGGCUUGGGCACAACAACAACGUUCCCACCCCGAAGCAGGUCCCGAUCCUGAGCCAGUACGUCGUCAAGAAGGUGGCCGUCCACUCGGGCGGCAAGCACGCAAUGGCCCUCACGCUCGACGGGAAGGUAUUCUCGUGGGGCGAAGGCGAAGACGGUAAGCUGGGCCACUACAACCGGUUGACGUUGGAGAAGCCAAAGCUGAUCGAGACGCUGCGCACGAAACGGAUACGCGACAUUGCGUGCGGCUCGAGUCACAGUGCAGCGAUUACGAGUUCCGGCGAGCUGUACACCUGGGGUCUGGGUGAGUACGGUCGGCUCGGGCACGGCGAUAACUGCACGCAGCUGAGGCCGAAACAUGUGACGGCCCUACAGGAUCAUCGAGUGGUGCAGGUGGCCUGCGGUAGCCGUGACGCUCAAACGCUCUGUCUGACCGAGGAGGGGCUGGUGUUUUCCUGGGGUGACGGUGACUUUGGCAAACUUGGCCGUGGCGGAUCCGAGGGGUGCUCCAUCCCGCACCAGGUGGACCGGCUGAACGGUGUCGGGGUGGUGCAGAUCGAGUGCGGAGCUCAGUUCAGCCUGGCGCUCACUAAGGCCGGUGAGGUGUGGACGUGGGGCAAAGGCGAUUACUACCGAUUGGGCCACGGAACCGAUCAGCAUGUCCGCAAACCGACCCCUAUCCAGGGACUGCGCGGCAAGAAAGUUAUCCACGUGGCCGUCGGAGCCCUGCACUGCCUCGCGGUCACCGACGGCGGGCAGGUGUACGCCUGGGGAGACAACGACCACGGGCAGCAGGGAUCGGGCAAUACGAUUGUGAACAAGAAACCCAGCCUGGUGCUCGGACUGGACGGGAUCUUUGUUAAUCGCGUGGCGUGCGGUAGUUCGCACUCGGUUGCCUGGAGCCUGCCGCAGAACCAGACGGAGAAGGACAAAAAGGAGCCGGUACCGUUCGCCGUGGCUAAGGACCCGCUCGGAAGCCACAGUUUGGGGAUUUACGCGUCGGAAACGGAGGCGACCACGUCCUCCCCGCUGCCGGUGCUGACCGGUGCUAAUCGGCAGCAAAGGCCCUCGCUGUCGGAGAUUGUGCUGUCGCUCGAAACCUACGGGGCCCGCCAGGCGGCCCUGUCGCAUAUUCUCAACGCGAUGAGCAUUCUGCACGCACGCUCGUGCAUCAUUGCGGCCCUGACGUGCCACUCGCAGCUCUCGGCGAUCGACAAAAUGGGCCUGUGUGGCGGUGGGGCCACUGGCACAUUGGGCCUCUGUGGGGCUGAUCCAUCCACUGCGCCGCGGCCAGUUUCGCCCAUAUCGGAAACGGACGAGCCGUCCGACACGAAAGCAGCGGUACCGAACGAUGCGCUGCUGCAAAACGAAACCAUCGCCCACGGUGGUGGCGAAGGACCGGCCGAUAUCGCGGGACUAACCGUGGCCCAACAGCAUGAGUUCAUUGACGGCGAUAUUCCGAUCAUCUCGGGCAUGAACAAUACGCUUGGAGCGUACCGCAGUUUAACCGGUUCGCUUUCGCUGUCCGCCUCGAUUUCCAGCUGCAACGCGACGCAACGACACUCGAAGAUGUCGGCGAGUGCCAUGUCUGUUAUGGCGGCUACCAUGACCCAUCAGGACGAGAUAAUAAACGACAUUGGCAGUGGCGGUGCUGCAACCGGUGCUAACGCCAGUGCGAACAGUGACAGUUUGGACGAUUUCACCGCACUCCUGGGCGAACCGGAAGCCAAGCACCUGAUAGAACUGCUGAAGCUGAGCGUCUUUGGACGAACCGGAUCGGCAAGCACAGCCGAAACAAUCGCCAGCACGUUGAUCGCGUUGGCCAAAGCGAACGGUACGAUCGCAAACAUGCUGCUCGAGACGUGCAUCACGGAACUAGAGGAUCUGUGUACUUCGCGCCACUCCCUCGGGAAGCUCCCGAAACCGGUCGUCCAGGAGACGAGUCAUCCGUACAUCGACGACAUCAUCCUUGUGGGUCACGUGAAAAUUCCGGGCGCCGAGUCUCUGAGGAUCGAGUUCGAUAGCCAGUGUUCGACGGAGCGUCGCAACGAUCCGCUCAUCAUCAUCGACGGUUCGGGCAACGUGGUGGCCACCCGUUCCGGACGCGAGUACGCCCAGUGGGCCCAAGAGAUACGGAUCCCGGGUGACGAGAUGCGCUGGAAGUUUACAAGCGACAACUCCGUCAACGGCUGGGGCUGGCGCUUCUACGUGCACGCGGUUAUGCCCGAGUCGUACCUGCAGGAGCUGGGCUCGGAUCGUACCGUCCUCUCGCAGCCCUCGAUUGCACUCGUGAUGGCCCUGCUCGAUGCGCUGCCAGUUCCGGCGGCCUCCGCCGCCGGCAGCGUGCUACUGCGGCUCACGUCGGCUCUCUCGCAGUGUGCCCAACUCAGUUCGCUGACCGUCGCGCAGCGCAUUUGGUCACUGAAGAAGAUGCAUCAGCUACUGUGCGCCGGCAGCGCCGCGAAGGAUGGCACUCCACGGCCACCGACGGACGGGACGGUGCUGGAAAUCCUGACGCCCCUCAUGCCGAUCAUCCUGCGGCAGUACGACUACGAAGAGCCACAGGUACGCAGCGGUAUCCAUCUGAUGCACUCGGAGUACUUCAAGUCCUUGGUGGCGCUCGCGUGCGACAUGUACAUGGACAUACUGCUGGUGCCCACAUCGGAUCCUCACCGCUGGGCCUGGUUCCGGCGGUAUUGUGCGGCGGUGCGUGUUGCCCAGGCCCUUAUCCGCCGCACGCAGCUGCCGCCUUCGUUCUGUGUGGAGGUGCGCAAGAAGCUGGCCGAGAUCGCGUCCCCUUCAUCAACCGUCGCUGCCGUGGCCACUUCAUCCGGUAGCUCCGGUAGCUGUGGACUCGCGGUCGGAUUGGGAACCAGCGGUGCCACUGGACCGCAUUCGCUAGUAUUCGAUCUGUCCGGUGGUGCCACCGUGUGUAGCAGUAGCACGACGAGCAGCAGCAGCACUGCGACCGGCACCACCACCGUUACGGCCGCGAGCACCAUCAGUCAGCAGAGUUUCGCCGACAGCGAACCGGCCGGGCCACCGGCCCUGGACAGCGGCGCAAAGUAUUUGCACGAAGAUCACGGAUACUUUACACCCCAGUACGACUCGCAGCUGCUACAGUGGUUCAAUCGACGCCCAGAGGACUGGGCCUUCUCGUGGGGUGGCGCGAGUACCAUCUUCGGCUGGGGACACAAUCACCGCGGUCAGCUCGGUGGGUUGGAUGGGAGCCGUAUCAAGAUGCCGACGCCGUGCGAGGCGCUCAGUUUGCUUCGCCCCAUCCAGAUUGCCGGCGGCGAGCAGACACUCUACGCCGUGACUCCCGACGGGAAGCUGUACGCGACCGGGUACGGUGCGGGUGGCCGCCUGGGUGUGGGCGGAACGGACUCCGUGUCGACACCUACCCUCGUCGAAUCGCUACAGCACGUGAUGAUCAAGAAGGUGGCCGUCAACUCGGGCGGCAAACACUGUCUGGCGCUCUCGUCCGACGGAGAGGUGUUUUCGUGGGGCGAAGGCGAAGACGGUAAGCUGGGUCACGGCAAUCGGGACAGCUACGACCGGCCGAAGCUGAUCGAAGCCCUGUCCGGAAUCGGUGUGAUCGAUAUCGCGUGCGGCAGUGCGCACUCGGCCUGCAUCACUUCGCAGGGACACGUGCUGUCGUGGGGGAAGGGGCGGUACGGGCGGCUCGGGCACGGUGACUCGGAGGACCAGUUACAGCCGAAGCUGGUGGAGGCGCUGCUCGGCUACCGGGCGAUCGAUAUCGCGUGUGGCUCGGGGGAUGCACAAACGCUCUGCAUCACCGACGACGAUAACGUGUGGAGCUGGGGCGACGGUGACUACGGGAAGCUAGGCCGGGGCGGAUCGGACGGGUGUAAGGUGCCGAUGAAGAUCGAAAGCCUGGCCGGGCUGGGCGUCACGAAGGUGGAGUGUGGCUCGCAGUUUUCCGUAGCCCUCACGCGCUCCGGGAGCGUGUACACGUGGGGCAAGGGAGACUACCAUCGGCUCGGUCACGGCAACACGGACCAUGUUCGCCGCCCGAAGAAGGUGGCCGCCCUGCAGGGCAAGAAGAUCAUCUCGAUCGCGACCGGAUCGCUGCACUGUGUGGCCUGCAGCGACGGAGGCGAAGUGUACACCUGGGGCGACAACGACGAGGGCCAGCUGGGCGACGGAACGGUGUCGGCCAUCCAGCGGCCUCGGCUGGUGCAGUCCCUGCAGGGGAAGCACAUUGUGAAGGUGAUUUGUGGCUCGGCACACACGCUGGCCCUCUCGACGUACCAGCUGAGCGAAGCGGUCCGACCGCCACCGUCGCCACCGCUCGAGUACGACCUGGUGCGGGACAUUGCGCCGGAAGUGUUGCAUGCGCGGCUCGUGUUACUCCACCACUUCUCCGAGCUGCUGUGUCCGUGUCUAGCCAUGCUGCCCAUUGCGGGGUCCCUGUCGCUCGCGUCCCUCAAGGAUGUGCUCGUGUACUCGAUCAAGGAGACCGGCUUCCGGAAGGUCAUCCAGACGACGAUGGUGCGCGACAAGCCGCACGGUCCCGUCAUCGAGCUCAACCGGAUCCAGGUGAAACGAUCGCGCAUGCGCUCCGGCAACGGGCUGGCCGGGGUCGACGGGAUGAAGAGCGUGUUCGGUCAGAUGGUCCAGAAGCUGCCGCUGCUCACGCAGGAAGCCCUCUCGAUGCCGCACCGCGUCUGGAAGGUGAAGUUUGUGGGCGAAAGCGUUGACGACUGUGGGGGCGGGUUCAGCGAGUCGAUCGCGGAGAUGUGCGACGAGCUGCAGAAUGGGAGCAUCCCGCUGCUGAUACAAACGCCGAAUGGGCGCGGCGAGGCUGGCGCCAACCGGGACUGCUUCCUGCUCGACCCGACCCUCACCUCUGUGCUGCACAUGAACAUGUUCCGGUUUCUCGGUGUCCUAAUGGGGAUCGCCGUGCGGACCGGGUCACCGUUGAGUUUGAAUCUGGCCGAACCCGUGUGGCGGCAGUUGGCCGGAGAAGCACUGCGGCCGUCCGAUCUGACGGAAGUGGAUCGCGACUACAUUACUGGGUUGCUGUACAUUCGCGACGUCGAGAGUGACCCGAAAGUGUUCGCCUCCAUCGAGCUGCCCUUUUCUACGCCCUCCGCCAAAGGGCACGAAGUUCCUUUAUCGACAAAAUACAACAAAAUUACGCCCAAAAACCGUGCCGAGUACGUCAAGCUGGCCCUCAACUAUCGCAUCCACGAGUUCGACGAGCAGGUGAAGGCGGUCCGCGACGGUAUGUCGAAGGUGAUUCCGGUGCCCCUGUUGUCGCUGUUCUCUGCGGCCGAGCUGCAGGCGAUGGUGUGCGGUUCGCCCGACAUCCCGCUCUGUCUGCUGAAGACGGUCGCCACGUACAAGGGUGUCGAGUCGACGGCCCCACUCGUCCAGUGGUUCUGGGAGGUCAUGGAAGAGUUCACCAACCAGGAACGCUCGCUGUUUCUACGCUUCGUCUGGGGCCGAACCCGAUUGCCGCGCACGAUCGCCGACUUCCGGGGGCGCGACUUUGUGCUGCAGGUGCUCGACAAGUACAAUCCGCCCGAUCACUUUCUGCCCGAGAGCUACACCUGCUUCUUUCUGCUGAAAAUGCCGCGCUACUCGUGCAAGGCCGUUUUGCAAGAGAAACUAAAGUACGCGAUCUACUUUUGCAAAAGCAUCGACACGGACGAGUACGCCCGGGUGGCCAUCGGUGAUCCAACAGAAGCGACCGGCAGUGAAGACAACAGUGACAUUGAAUCCGUGCUCUUCUAA